Molecule: messenger RNA, 1915 nt
Organism: Theobroma cacao (cacao)
Lineage: Eukaryota; Viridiplantae; Streptophyta; Magnoliopsida; Malvales; Malvaceae
Source: RefSeq, a predicted model, not a curated record
AAGGAGCAACAGCAACCACAAAAAGAAACAUUUUGGCAGCUCACUCCCUCCUCUCCCCUCCCCUGCUUAAUGAAUUUUGCGAAUCUGUUCACCAGAAUUUGCCUUCCAAACUCUCAUCACCCUCAGGCCCGAACAUAAUACAGCAUGGGCAUUAAGUUCGUUCUGACUGCAAUCUGUAUAUGGAAUUGGAUAGCCUCCUGGGUUCUCACUGCUUCAUCUGAUGAGCUAGUGCGGAUCAGUCUGAAAAAGCAGCCUUUAGACCUUAAAAGAAUAAAUGCUGCAAGGAUCACCGGACUAGAGCUUGAAAGCAAUGUGAAUGAUCAGGAAGCAGAUGUAAUAUAUCUAAAGAAUUAUCUAGAUACCCAAUAUUAUGGAGAAAUUGGCAUAGGUUCACCCUCUCAGAGCUUUUCUGUUAUCUUUGACACUGGCAGCUCUAAUCUUUGGGUGCCAUCUUCAAAAUGCCUUUUUUCUAUUGCUUGUCAUCUCCAUUCCAAGUUUUGGGCAAGGCUAUCCAGAACUUAUACCAAGAUUGGGAUACCUUGCCAAAUCCACUAUGGCUCUGGAUCUAUUUCUGGAUUCUUUAGCCUAGAUCAUGUUAAAGUUGGAGAUAUUGCUGUCAAAGAUCAAGAGUUUAUAGAGAUUACAAGGGAAGGUUAUCUACCAUUCCUAGUUGCCAAAUAUGAUGGGAUUCUAGGACUUGGGUUUCAGGAAAUUUCUGUGGAACAAGCUACUCCUCUGUGGUUUAAUAUGGUGCAACAAGGGCAUGUUAGCCAGAAAAUUUUCUCUCUCUGGCUAAAUCGAGAUUUAACAUCAGAGGUAGGAGGUGAAAUUGUCUUUGGAGGACUUGACUGGAGGCACUUCAGAGGUGAACACACUUAUGUUCCGGUUACCAAAAGCGGUUAUUGGCAGAUUGAGGUGGGGGAUAUAUUAGUAGAAAACAACUCAACAGGACUAUGCAGGAAUGGCUGCGCUGCCAUUGUGGAUUCAGGGACAUCCUUAAUUGCUGGGCCAACUGAAAUUGUGGCACAGAUCAACCGUGGAAUUGGAGCAGAAGGAAUUGUAAGCUUGGAAUGCAAAAAUGUUGUUUCCAAGUAUGGGUAUUCCUUGUGGGACUCCUUAAUAUCUGGGGUACGGCCUGAAAUUGUGUGUGUUGAUAUUGGGUUAUGUUCAUAUAAUGGAUCACAGAAUAUGAGUGGUGGCCUCAAGACAGUGGUAGAAAAUAAAACUAGGGAAGGAUCACCAAUUGGUGAGACUGCUCUGUGUACUUUCUGUGAGAUGAUUGUUUUCUGGAUCCAAGUUCAGCUCAAACAACAGAAAACAAAGGAAAAAGUGUUCAAACAUGUGAAUCAGUUGUGUGAAAAUCUUCCAAAUCCUAUUGGAAAAUCAUUUGUCAACUGUGAUGACCUUGAAACUCUGCCAGACGUUACAUUUACCAUCGGAAACAAUCCAUUCCCUCUUACUCCGCAACAGUAUAUUCUUAAAGUUGAAGAAAGAUGUUCUACUGUGUGUGUCAGUGGCUUUGUUGCUUUCGAUGUGCCUCCCCCACGAGGUCCACUCUGGUACGAUGACAUUCUCUGUUCGAUUAUUUCUGGUUGCUGUGUAGCCGUAGCUGAGAAAUGCCACAAACAUGAGGUACUCGGAGAUACGUUUCUGAGCGCUUACCAUACAGUGUUUGACUUCGGAAAUCUGCGGGUAGGAUUUGCAAAAGCUGCAAAAUAGUCCUAACUGGAUUUCCCCAGCCUCCAUAUUUGCUCACGUUAAUCCACAGACGGAUAACCAAGGAUGCAUCACUUGUUAGAUUCUAUAUGCAUUUGCCCAUUCUGCUUCAAAUGUCUUGUGUAAAGGUUAAUAUGUCAGUGUUCUACUUAAAUAAGUUCUCCUAUAAUAUAACAAUAAAAAAAGGAUGAAAUUAUUU